Gekko japonicus is the source of this 1855-nucleotide messenger RNA. It is a transcript of the gene UBE2A, whose product is annotated as ubiquitin conjugating enzyme E2A. Gene Ontology annotation, biological process: protein polyubiquitination; proteasome-mediated ubiquitin-dependent protein catabolic process; DNA repair. Gene Ontology annotation, molecular function: ubiquitin conjugating enzyme activity. NCBI's taxonomy places the organism in Eukaryota, Metazoa, Chordata, Lepidosauria, Squamata, Gekkonidae. Gene Ontology annotation, cellular component: HULC complex. The record is from RefSeq and is a predicted model, not a curated record.
CAGGGAUGGCUUUUAUCCCUCCCUCUCGUUUCUGCCGGCCAUUGGUACCGUCCGGAAUUCUUGCUUUGCCUUUUCGCCUACUGUCCCUGAAGCGCAGUGGUAGCGCCCACUAUCGCAUGGGAGCCGCCGCCUCUCUCGGAAGCAGCUGCCGCUGUCUCGUCAGUCCAGUCGCCUCUCUUGCCUCCUUCUGUCCCGCGUCCCCUGAUUCGGUGUAUGAGUGAUUUAUAACCGGUAACCCCGUCAUGUCCACGCCGGCCCGGAGGCGCCUCAUGCGGGACUUCAAAAGACUGCAGGAGGAUCCCCCGGCUGGAGUAAGCGGAGCCCCUUCCGAGAACAACAUCAUGGUUUGGAACGCGGUCAUCUUCGGGCCUGAGGGAACCCCUUUUGAAGAUGGAACUUUCAAGCUUACAAUGUUUAUGGAAGAAUAUCCAAACAAGCCACCUACUGUUAGAUUUGUGUCUAAAAUGUUUCAUCCAAAUGUCUAUGCAGAUGGUAGUAUAUGUCUGGAUAUUCUUCAGAAUCGUUGGAGUCCUACCUAUGAUGUGUCGUCCAUCUUAACAUCUAUACAGUCUUUACUGGAUGAGCCUAAUCCAAACAGUCCAGCAAACAGCCAGGCAGCUCAACUAUACCAAGAGAAUAAGCGGGAAUAUGAAAAACGGGUUUCUGCAAUAGUAGAACAGAGUUGGCGUGAUUGUUGACCCUGGAUGAUGCAAAUGAACACUCUGAUGAGGAAAAUAUAUGUAUGAAGUGUCUGAGUCAUCCUCCUCCUCCUCCUCCUAGCAUCACUGCAUUUACUUUGAAAGCAAAAUAGCUGUUGUCUGUUGCCACCCACCCUCGCUGAAGCUUCUUUCUCCUUGGACAUCAGAAAACACCCCUCCCCUCCCCUUUGAGGUCAAAUGUACUGUACUUGGGUUACUUGUAAAAGAAUUGCUGAGGCUGAAUUCCAUCUCCAGUCUUAGGGCAGUAUUGUGCAUUUCUGUAGUGUACACUAAGCUUUUAAUUGUAAUUGUGUUAUACACAGUGAUGCUUACGUGUAGCUUGAUUUAAAAAAGGGAUGUUUAUAUACAAUAUACAUUUUUAAAUAUGACUCAAGUGCUGAUCUGUCCAGGCUGGUCAUUUAACUGCUGGUAUCAUCUUCACUGCAUCUGUAAGUACUAUGUGAAGAACUAACUUUCCUGCUGUUUCGGAUUCUUUACAGGAUUUUUUUCUUCUUAAGCAAUGUGAUAAAGUAUUUGCAAUUGCAAAAUCAGAUUCCAUUUCAAGAUGAGAUGGGGGGAGGGAGUUGCUCUCAGCUUCUAUGGGUCAUGUGCAAAGUGAUCUAACACUGUAAUAACACAUUCAAGGUUAAGUACAAUGUAUCCUUUCUCUAGGGCUCAUAAGGAUAUUGCUAAUUGACAUUGUGUCCUUGAGUAUGGCUACAUUGAGGUAUGAAUUAACUACAAAUGAAAAUAAUUUGGCUACUGAUGAGAGUGUAGAGGAAAACAGUAUUUCAAAAACUGGCUUUUAAGAUUUUAAUCCGUACAUGUGUUAUUGGAUAACUAGCCCCUACCACUUUGCUUUCUGUUGAAAAUAGUAGGAAGUUCACAAGUGCUACUUGCUGCAUGCUUCAUUCUCUCCCCCCCUCUCAGUUUUACAAAGUUGUUCAAUCUUUGAGAAAGCAUUUUUGUAAAGCUAAGUUUGUACAUUUGGAUACCUUAAGCAGCAGUGUGGGAGGAGACUGAUCAGUGUGUUUGUCUGCUCUUCCAGUGUCUUCUGUGUAUACAUUGAUCUGUUGAGUACAACUUUGCACAAGUAACCCAUGUAAGAAACUGUACAUUUUUCAAUUACUUGUAAAUAAAUGUGUAACCUUAAGCGC